Messenger RNA from Portunus trituberculatus (swimming crab), 5146 nucleotides. It is a transcript of the gene Taf2, whose product is annotated as transcription initiation factor TFIID subunit 2-like. Lineage: Eukaryota; Metazoa; Arthropoda; Malacostraca; Decapoda; Portunidae. Gene Ontology annotation, cellular component: transcription factor TFIID complex. Gene Ontology annotation, molecular function: chromatin binding; transcription cis-regulatory region binding; metallopeptidase activity. Gene Ontology annotation, biological process: transcription initiation at RNA polymerase II promoter. The record is from RefSeq and is a predicted model, not a curated record.
CAGAACUGUGGUGAGUGUGGACGGCAGGACGCCUCACGCUAAACGAACACACGCCACACAAGAUUUGAUUGACAGAACAUCCUCCUUCUCGUGUGUGCAAGUGAAGGAUGCUCAGGGUGUGUUGUUAGACGUGAGGGUUUUGCUACAGUGAUGUAUGGAGAACUGAUAUGUAGCUGAAGAGGAACAGAAUAAUCCAUCAUCCACCAUCAUGAAGAAAGACAGAGAUUUUCAGAAAUCAUACAAAUUAUCUCACCAGAUUCUGAGUUUAACAGGAAUCAACUUCACAAGACAGACUGUGAUUGGUUUUACAGAACUCACACUAAUUCCAAAAGACAGUUUUCGCUACAUCUGGCUGAACUGCAAGCAAUGCUGUGUAUAUCGUGUUACUCUAAAUGAUUCCCUGGAGGUGCAGUUCCAGUAUUUUGAUCCCUUCCUGGAAGUAUGUCCACAAGAGUCAAAGCAGAGAAAUCUAGAAUACUUCAACAAGAGCCAAACAACUGGGGCUUUCUCUGUGGAUCCAGAAAUAGGAAGAGGUGAAUUGGUGAUAAUUGUACCGUCAGAAGCUCAGCACAUGAUACAGGAAGGCAAGCCUCUCAGGGUUGGAGUCGAGUUUUCCUUGGAAAAGCCUCAGUCUGGUCUACAUUUUGUUGUUCCAAGCACUGAAGGAACACUAGGAGAGAAAGCUGCACAUCUCUUCACCUAUGGCCAUGAGAACAGUGCUCGGUUAUGGUUUCCAUGUAUUGACACAUGGAGUGAGGUGUGCACCUGGCGCCUGGAAUUCACUGUGGAUGAUUUUAUGACUGCUGUGAGCUGUGGAGACUUGGUGGAAGUAGUGUAUACCCAGGAUAUGAGGAGGAAGACAUUUCAUUAUUGCCUCACUACUCCAACGUGUGCACCAAAUAUUGCAUUAGCUGUGGGGCCCUUUGAGAUCUAUGUGGAUCCCUUUAUGAAUGAAAUCACACACUUUUGUCUUCCUCAACUGCUUCCCUUGAUGAAGGUGACAAGUAAAUUCCUACAUGAAGGAUUUGAGUUUUAUGAGGAGCUUCUUUCCACAAGGUAUCCAUAUUCAUGCUACAAGCAAGUGUAUGUCGAUGAAGCCUACAGUGACCUACAUUCAUAUGCCACCAUGAGCAUUCUUGAUGUGAAUCUUCUGUGCAGUAACAGGAUUAUUGAUCAAGUGUAUCAAACAAGGAAAACUAUGGCACUCUGUGUAGCUCAGCAGUUCUUUGGGUGUUUUCUUUCCCGCCAAGCCUGGUCUGAUGCCUGGCUCACUACCGGCAUUGCUCACUAUCUCAUGAGUCUAUAUGUCAAGAAGCAUUUUGGGUUCAAUGAAUACAAGGAUUGGAUACAUAGUGAAUUACAAGAGAUCAUAGAAUAUGAGGAACGUUUUGGUGGUAUUGUUCUUGAUCCAAGCUCCUCACCAAAUGAGCCUCAGAAUGGACCAAAUGUUCCAUCCUCCACAAACAGUAGCAAUAAGGAUACCUUUUACUUCUCUGUCAAGAACCCACAUGCAUGCUCACCUCAUUAUAUCAGUGUGUAUUACAAGAAAGCUCAUCUGGUAAUACGAAUGUUAGAAUUUCGUAUUGGACAAGAGUUAAUGAUGCAGGUAUUCAACAAGCACCUAUCUUUGGCACUGAUUGCAGUGGCUAACAAGGGUCAUCCUGCUGGUUGGUCUCACAUGCUCAUAUCGACAGAAACAUUUACAAAGGCAAUCUUCACUGUGACUGGAAAAGACAUUACUGUGUUCUGUGACCAGUGGGUGCGUCAGGGUGGACAUGCCAAGUUCAACAUGAAGUUCCUUUUUAAUCGUAAAAGGAACAUCGUUGAGAUGACCAUAGAACAAGGCUACAUUGGUGAGCUUGGGAUCCGCCGCUAUGUAGGACCCCUUGUUGUGUGGAUACAGGAGCUUGAUGGCACCUUCAAACAUACACUCCAAAUUGAACACCAGGUCUCAAAGAAAGAAAUUGUAUGUCAUUCAAAAUCUCGCCGAAACAAGAAGAAAAAGAUCCCUCUGUGUACUGGAGAAGAAGUUGACAUGGACCUCAGUCACCUGGAUGCAGACUCUCCUGUGUUGUGGCUGCGUCUGGACCCGGACAUGACGAUGAUGAGAGCUGUGGAGGUGGAGCAGCCAGACAACCAGUGGCAGUACCAGUUGAGGCAUGAAAGGGAUGUGACUGCUCAAACGGAAGCCAUCAAUGCUCUUCACCGGUUAGCUAGACAAGGUGCAGUCACAACAGAAAUGCGAAAUACACUUAAUGCAGUUCUAGAAAAUGAGCAGUGCUUCUACAAGAUUCGGUGCAGAGCAGCCCGCUGCCUGACACAAGUGGCCAAUGCCAUGGUGGCAAAUUGGAAUGGUCCUCCUGCCAUGAUGCAGAUCUUCAGGAAAAUGUUUGGAUCCUUCUCAUGUCCAAACAUAAUUAGACAACAUGACUUCACAAGCCUCCAAAAUUACUAUAUUCUGAAGACAUUACCAGUUGCCAUGGCUGGCCUACGUAACACCCACAAGUCCUGCCCACCUGAGGUGCUUGGUUUCCUGAUGGAUCUCUUUAAGUAUAGUGACAAUUCUAAGAACCGCUACUCUGAUAACUACUACAGAGCAGCAUUAGUAGAGGCCCUUGCUGCAGCCAUCUCUUCAGCUCCUGUGCAACAUGAUCCAGCCACAAUCACUUCUGAUACUCUUAAUGAUAAUACAAGAAGAAUUCUGACUGAGGUGACAAGGUAUCUGAACCUUGAGAAACAACUGCCAUGCUACAAGUACACAGUGACAGCCUCAUGUCUGCAUGCUAUCCGUGUCCUGCAGAAGAAUGGUCACCUGCCAACAAAAUCUGAUAUCUUCAAGGCUUAUGCUGCCUACCCACAGUACAUAGAUGUUCGAGUGUCAGCGGUGAAACAGCUUGUGGACAUACUGUCUAAUGAUGGGAACCGAGAGGAUAUGGAUUAUUUAUUGACUCUGGCAGAGUCAGAUCCUGUUCCUCGUAUUCGCUACCUUACUCUUGUCUGUCUGGCCAAGAAUCCUCCUUUUAUAAUGGGCCAGAGCCACAAGCUGGAUAAUGAACACCUUGUGGAGCGCUUAUGGAGUAUAAUGAAUUCUGGACAAGCAUGUGACUCAAGAGUGCGUUGUGCUGUGAUGGAUCUGUACUAUGCCAUGUAUGGACGCCGUAGGCCUGCCUGCAUUCCUGCCUCUGAACCUGCACUUGUUCUUAAUCUUCGUAAGCCACCUCAUCCUCCUAUCCAGCCACCACCAACAAUUCAGAUCAAGGAAGAAGAAAAUAAUCCUCCAGUUAUAAAGAAGGAGCCUCCUCCACCUCCCCCUCCACCUCCUCCACCUCCUCCUCCUCCUCCUCUUGAAGAUUCAUUUGGUCCUGACAUUGAAAUGAAACAUGAAAUUCCUGAAAUGCCUGUAGAGGUUGUCUGUGUGGAAGAUGUGAAGCCAAGAAUAAAGGAUGAGGUAGAAGUCUUUGAAGAAAUUAUUGAUCAGACUCCAAGUGUGACUCCAAGCAUUGAAGGUGAUAUGUCUGAGUCCACCACAUCUCUCCCUGGUGACAGUCAUGAUGCGCAGGCAACACCAACAGCUUUUGAACCUGACCUCUUCCGCACUGGAAGUGCAGAUUCCCACGGCAAAACUCACAAGAGUAAAAAGAAGAAAAAGGAUAAGAAACAUAAGAAACACAAGAAACAUAAACAUGAACAUAAGGACAAGCUUGAUAAACUUGACAAGUUCAUUCAAGAAGAAAAUCUCAGUUCAGGGUCUUCUAACCCUCCAAGUCCUGCUUCCCCAGGCAGCAUGGGAGGGAGUGUCUCCAACAGCAUGGCAAGCAACAUGUCUUUCUGAGCCCAGGUUUAUGUUCGGAUGUGACUUGGCACAAACAAAUCAAAAGUAUUUACUUGCAGUUUUUUUCUUCCCUCCGUAAAUAAAUUGCAGUAACUCAUUGCAAGAAUAAUAUUUCUGUAAUGUAACAGUGUGUGAAAAAAUGUAAUUUUAUUCACUGUAGUCAUGAUCCCACAGAAUAGAACACAUUUUCUAAUGCUAUUCUGCAUUAUUGAAUAACGGCACAAUUUUGCCCAAAAUUAGAGUCAUGUAUUAAUGCAUUAUGCUGUAGUUGACAUAGCUAAUGAAUUCAUAAUACUCAAAAAACUAUAGGAAGUUAACAGAAGAUCCUUGAAAGUAUUCAACCACCUGAAAUACUGUGUUGCCUUGAAUUUAUAUCCGUCAUUUCAGUACAAGUUCCUUCUAUUUGGUUGGUGACACUUAGGGACCAGUUUUCUUUCAUGCUUUAACCACUGGUGUGAAGGCAAAAGAUGUAAUUGUUAGAAUUCAAAAUUGGCCUAUUAGUUGCCAGAAAAUUCAGUUAAUUAUGGCAAAUGUAAAUUAAUCACCAGUGCAUUAGUCACUCAAAUAUUCACUUUAUCAUAAUCAUCAUCUCAUUUAACUCGGAUAGAAAGAGAGAGGAAAGAAAAUUACCAAAAUUUACUCUUAUUUGAAAUUUGGUAAACAGAUAUCAUCUUUCACUGUUUAAUAUGUUCAUAUUUUAAGCUCACAAUGGAGAAAUUAAUUAAAAAAUUCUUUAACACACCUUGGCGGCCAGAACAUCUUGCAAGUAAAGACGAGUUCCGACUAAGUUGGUAAUGGGAUAAUUAUGAUUUUACUACAACUUUUGAUGAAAUUCUAAGGCCUUUAUUUUGGUCAAAGGAUUUAUGGAAAUGUUGCAUAAUAGUUAGCUAAGAUUUCCAUGGAAACAGGCAGCCAAGACAUGUAUGUAAAGUUUAACAUAAUCUUUAACAUAUAGUAUACGUCAUUUUGAUCCGAUCUUUUCAAUAUCUUUCUAAUUAAAAAUGUGUUUGACAUAAAAUGUACAAAGUAUUAAAUUUCAUGAUUCAUGUAUUCAUUGAAAAUUCUCAAUGUAGAAUACUGAACCUACUAUGUAUUUUAGAAUAGCAAGUAUGUGUUGAACAUAAAACAGUACCUGUUUUAGACAGCUGAUGUGUGGGUUGAAGUAGUGAGAAAUAUGUUCAAUGGUUUCAGCAAUUCCAUAUUGUGAAAAUAAAUAAUAUAUCCAGAGUAUAAUUUUCAUAAAAAAAAUUAUGGUUGAGAUUAGACUAACAUUUUUAUAUUGAAUAUUUAUAUAAUAGAUACUUUAAAAAUAAA